Molecule: messenger RNA, 1836 nt
Organism: Oppiella nova
Lineage: Eukaryota; Metazoa; Arthropoda; Arachnida; Sarcoptiformes; Oppiidae
Source: the annotation of a GenBank genome assembly
AUGUCUAAGGUUUGCCAAGUUACCGGCAAGCGUCCAGUCGUUGGUAACAACGUCUCACACGCCAACAACAAAACUAAACGCCGGUUCGAGCCGAACCUGCAUCACCACCGUUUCUGGUUGUUGCUGACCUUCGUGCUCAAGGUCAAAAGAUCUAAGGAAUUUAAGGAGUAUUUAGUGCCUCAUGAUGUAGAUCUGAUUAUUUUACUUGCAGUUGGUUUUGGUAUAGCCCUGAUCUUUGGCUAUAUCGCUGCACGAUUACGCCUGCCACCUUUGAUUGGUUAUUUAAUUGCGGGAAUUAUCAUCAGCCCCAAUACCCCAGGUGUUGUUGCAGACAUCGCGCUGGCCAAUCAGCUUGCUGAAUUAGGCGUCAUGUUCUUGAUGUUCGGUGUCGGGAUGCAUUUUUCCCUCAACGAUUUAAUGCAAGUCCGAAAAAUUGCCCUCCCUGGUGCAAUUUUACAAAUCGCGGUUGCGACCUUACUGGGUAUGGCAGUUUCCAUCUUUUGGGGCUGGAGCUUUGGUUCUGCACUGGUCUUUGGCUUAAGUUUAUCCUGUGCAAGUACGGUGGUUUUACUCAAAGCAUUAGGUGACAAAGGGCUACUUAACUCGGUGAAUGGUAAGAUUGCCGUUGGCUGGUUGCUGGUCGAAGAUCUGGUCAUGGUUUUAGUCUUGGUUCUACUGCCUGCAACAGCUGUACUUUUAGGCGGACAUCCUAUUGCAGGACAUGAAUCUGAUCAAAACAUUUGGUUAACACUCGGCAUCACCCUAUUAAAAGUAACUGGUUUUAUCGCCUUUAUGCUCAUCAUUGGCAAACGCCUUGUGCCAAUGAUUAUGCAAUAUGUGGCACGUUUAGGCUCUAGAGAGCUUUUUACUUUAACCGUAGUCGCAGCAGCAGUUUCAAUCGCUUAUGGCUCAUACGCAAUCUUCGGCGUUUCUAUGGCACUUGGAGCGUUCUUUGCCGGAAUGGUGGUUAAAGAAUCAGAUUUUAGUCAUCGUGCAGAAGAAGAAACCUUACCUUUACGCGAAAUUUUCUCGAUUUUGUUCUUCGUUUCUGUCGGGAUGUUAUUUGAUCCACGUAUUAUUGUGGAACAGCCUCUGCAUAUUUUAGCAGUCAUUGCCAUUAUUAUGAUUGGUAAGACGCUGGCAGCGAUGGCAUUGGUGUUAUUUUUCCGUUAUCCCAUCAAUACAGCAUUAACAGUGGGCGCCAGUUUGGCACAAAUUGGAGAGUUCUCCUUUAUUCUGGCAACCUUAGGCUUGUCACUGGGAUUACUUAGCCCUGAAGCGCAAAACUUAAUCUUAGCGGGUGCUUUAUUUUCUAUCACCCUCAAUUCAUUUCUAUUUUCUGCGAUCGAACCUGUGCAAAACUGGAUCCGUGAGCGUUCGCAUUUGGCGCGCUUACUUGAGCGUAGCGGUGACCCAUUGGCAAUGCUUCCAGAUGAAGUUGAUCAAGCGUAUUUACGUGAUCAAGUGGUGAUUGUUGGUCAUGGUGAAGUCGGACGUCGUAUUACCAAAACAUUGAUGGAUGAUGGCAUCAAAGUGGUCAUCGCUGAAGAGAACCGCGAAAUUGUAGAGAAUUUGCGUGAAAAAGGCAUCGCUGCGGUUUCUGGUCGAGCAACAGAACCCAGUGUUUUGAUUCAAGCCCAUAUCCAACAUGCACGACUAUUGGUGAUUUCACCGAUGGAUAUUGUAGAUAUUCAUAAAAUUGUCGAUACAGCCAAGCUGCUUAAUCCAGAAAUUCAAGUGUUAGUCUGUGCUGAAAAUAAAGAAGAAGCUGAAGUGAUCCGUAAAGACAAUGUCGGUGAAGUCUAUUAUGCAAAAGAGGAAAUGGCGAAAAACAUG